Messenger RNA from Prorocentrum cordatum, 1143 nucleotides. The record is from the annotation of a GenBank genome assembly. Lineage: Eukaryota; Dinophyceae; Prorocentrales; Prorocentraceae.
AUGCCGCGUUCCCCGCCGCCUCCCGCGUCGCGCCGGGGGACGUGCAGCUGCUCGAGGGUGUCCACGUCUGGCCGGAGGUGGGCUCCUCGCGCGGCAAGGCCAUGUCCAUGUGCAGACCCCGUCCUCGUGGGGCGACCGGGGCGACUCGGCGGGCUACUACUUCGGCGAUGGUGGCCCGUGGCCGUGGCCAACGACCCGUCGAGCCUGCCAGGGGUGGCCGGCGGCAGCUGGGUGCGAACGCGGGUCGAUGAGGAGCUGCAGUUCGACGCCGCCAGGCAGGCGCAGGCGCUGGCCGGGGGCGCGCAGGUGCUGUCCACGGACUUCCCGCCCGGGGUGGGGCCGUCCGCCUGGGCCGGGCUCGAGGCGGCGCUCGGGUCGGGCGUGUUCUGGAUCCCCGGGGGCGCGCCCGUGGGCUGCAACCCCAUGACGGUCCCAGACGGCGUCGAGUGCACGGCGGCCCUGCUCGAGGACCUGGCCGCCGGCUGCGGGGGCGCCGGCACCACGCCGGCGUGGGCGCCGCCGGCCUCGACGUGGGCCGCCGCCGCUACGUCGCAGCCGCCGCGCCAGGGGCCGGGGGAGGCCGGCACCACGGCGGAGGCGGCCCAGAGCUCUUCGACCUCGACGGCGGGGGCGCCCGCGGCGCCGGAGGAGGUUAGCACUAGCAUCACCGGGUCGCAGCAGGCUGAGGACAUCGUUGUGGUGCAGAUGACGGUGACGGGCGUGGACUACAGCCUGCUGAUGGCGAACAGUGACGUGCUCAACGCCAUGAGGGCGGCAUGCGUCGGGUUUGUGGCAGACGCGGCUGGCGUCCCGACCUCCAGUGUUGCCGUGGAAUUCUCGCAGGGGUCCGUGGUCGUCAGGGCGAGCAUCACUGUGCCGCAGGAUCAGACGGCGGCGGACGUCUCUGGAUGGACGACGGCGGGGUGGAUGGCCGACAGCCUUGCGGGGCAGGUCAACAGCAUCAGCGGCAUCGAUGCAGUCACGAAUGGGGAUCCAAUCGGCGUCGUCGGCAUGAGCGUUGUCGAGGGCGGCAUCGUGGACGAGGUUGGUAGCGUCUCCUCGGGCACUGGCGGUGCCAGGCACCUCCUCUGCCCCCUCGCGGCCAGCUCGCUGAUAGUUUUUGUUUGUCGGUCAUGUAUGUGA